CACACGCCGAGGCUGGUUCCGUGACGCUCCGCGCGGGGACGCGUCAGGAGGGGCUGGGCGGGCCGGCUCUUUGCCCCGCGCCGGGCCCAUUUCCGCCCGGGGCGCGGGCGGAGGUGGAGUCCCAGCGGCCCAAGCUCCCCAGGGUGAGGCCUGGGCUCCGGGUCGCUGCCUCGGACCGCGCCCCUCACCGCUGCCUCUGCGGGGGGCUGGGCCGCAGGGCGGACUUUGGCCUGGGCUGUAGCGUGCACGGUCCCGCUCGGGUGCGUGGCCGCCCCGGGGCCUGUGUCCGAGCGCCGCGCUGUGCCAUGGGCAGGCGGCCGCCAGGCGUGGCCUUGCUGGGGAAGGCGGCGCUAACGCUGGGGCUGGUGCUGCUCUAUUACUGCUUCUCCAUUGGCAUCACCUUCUACAACAAGUGGCUGAUGAAGGUAACUCGGGGCUGGGCAGCGCCCUCGCCUCGCCGCACCGCCCAGGGAGGGUGCCCAGCAACCGAGAGUUUCCAUUUCCCUCUUUUUAUGACCCUGCUGCACCUCCUGGUUAUUUUCCUGCUCUCCGCUCUGACCAGGGCCCUGAUGCAUUGCUGCACCAAGAGGUCCCGUGUGGUGCUGACUUGGGCUGACUAUCUCAGAAGGGUGGCUCCAACAGCAUUGUCGACUGCCUUGGACAUUGGGUUGAGCAAUUGGAGCUUCCUGUACAUCACAGUAUCCCUCUACACAAUGACAAAAUCCUCUGCUAUCCUCUUCAUCCUGCUCUUCUCCCUGAUCUUCAAACUGGAGGAGCUGAGGAUGGUGCUGGUACUGGUGGUUCUGCUCAUUGCUGGGGGGCUCUUCAUGUUCACGUACGAGUCCACACAGUUCAACAUGGAGGGGUUUGCGCUGGUGCUGGGUGCCUCCUUCCUUGGGGGCAUUCGCUGGACUCUCACCCAGAUGCUCAUGCAGAAGGCCGAGUUGGGGCUUCAGAAUCCUAUUGACACCAUGUUCCACCUGCAGCCUCUUAUGUUCCUGGGGCUCUUCCCUCUCUUUGCUGUGUUUGAGGGGUUGCCCCUAUCUACGUCGGAGAAGUUGUUCCGUUUCCAUGAGGCAGGGCUGUUGCUCAGUGUGGUGGGGAAGCUCUCCUUAGGAGGGUUUCUUGCUUUCGGCCUGGGCUUCUCUGAGUUCCUCUUGGUCUCCAGAACCUCCAGCCUCACUCUCUCCAUUGCUGGCAUUUUUAAGGAAAUCUGCACCUUGCUGCUGGCCACUCACUUGCUGGGAGACCACCUGAACCUCCUGAACUGGGUGGGCUUUGCUGUCUGCCUAUCGGGAAUCUCCCUGCACAUCACUCUCAAAGCAUUCAGUUCGAAAGGUGAAAAGGAGUCAAAGCUACACAAAGGGAACAGCUCCAGCCCUGACCUGGAGCUGCUGCUGUGGCGCAGUGAGGCUGAAGAGGAGGAGGAGGAAGUUGGAACCGAGCUACGGCACUAAUUUGGCCCUGAGCACAGCGCCCCUGCUGCAUCUGAUCAUCAGACACGACUGACAGUUGAGCAGCAAACAGGUCCAAGAAUCUUGGGCUGCCAGCUCCUUGAGGUCGGGCACAUGAAAGGAGAUGGAGCUGGAGCUAGUGAGGGACCUGCUGCUCAGCACCCACAGCCCGGAUCCAUGGAGCCCGUUUGCGUGAAACAGGCAGCACUAUACUCUUCCCCUUAAAAGGGGUUUGAAGAGAAACCCCUCGGCUGUAGUGUGGGGGAUGGGGCGGGGAAACUCAGACUGUAGAGCGAGGGGAGCCCACAGGCUGCCGGUCAAGGAGAUGAGGAUCAAGGCUCACUAUGGACUCUUUCUCCAACUUGUUCUGGUGUUGGCUCCAAAGAGAGAAGGCAGAAGAGCCCCUUUGGGGCUCUUUCCCCACAGCUUUGUCACUGAAAGCCCUUACGUUCUCUGAAGAUGAUGGUGAUAUAGAAAAUCUGGGACUUGCCUCCAUGGGGCAGCCAUUGUACCCAGUACCCUGUCCAGUCCCAGCACACAAUGUGAAGACAGGAUACUCCCUACUUGUUAUUGGGGACCAAUCCAGGCAGGAUAAUCAGGGAAAGAUGUGCACUGCUGGCCCCGUGGGGCUCUGCAGGGCAUUAAGGGCCAGGGCAUCCAGGCAGCAAAUUUCUUUAUUGAAAAGAGUUCUGAUUUUUCAUAGAAAUAAAUGACUGGCCAGCUUC
Messenger RNA from Dermochelys coriacea (leatherback sea turtle), 2179 nucleotides. RefSeq names its product solute carrier family 35 member C2 (gene SLC35H1). The record is from RefSeq and is a predicted model, not a curated record. Gene Ontology annotation, biological process: UDP-glucose transmembrane transport. Lineage: Eukaryota; Metazoa; Chordata; Testudines; Dermochelyidae. The coding region runs from base 306 to 1457 and encodes 383 amino acids. Gene Ontology annotation, cellular component: endoplasmic reticulum-Golgi intermediate compartment; cis-Golgi network; Golgi apparatus. Gene Ontology annotation, molecular function: antiporter activity. The transcript is spliced from 9 exons.